CAUUAAAACGAGUUUUUGGUUCAGGAAUUUCUGGAAUUCCCGAUAAGCUUAUUAGGGUUUCGGAGUAUCCGGAAGCCGGAUUGAGCCCAAAUUUCAUAUACGAGCUUCCUGCAGCGAGGGGAUAUGUGGACGGUCUCGGAUUUUAAUUCGGGGUUCGUUCGUGAAAUUGACAUUUUAGUACGAGAAGGUUAAACCGGUGUUUGAACGACCAGAACUGGUGAGGGAUUAGCACAACAUACCGGGUUUGUCGUAUCACGAUAAUUAUAUUGAUGCUUAGAAUUGACCUAGGUGAACUAGAAUGGCAUGAUUAAGGGUGUAUGAACUUUUGUGCUAUAUGAUGAACCAUGGACUACUGUAUGAUAUUAUUGACUUGCCCUAAUCGUGAUGGACCUUGUUUAUACUGAUGAUUUCGUAUAUGUUGCAAAUUGUGGGCUUGACUGUUGAUAUGCCUUAUGAUGGUUCUAAAAGGUGAUUGGGUAUGAUUUUUCAUGAUUGUUGUAUUUGGAUGCACAUGUGGGAAAAUAUAUAUUCCCUGGUGAUAUUAUGAUGUUUAAGGAGGAUGACUUGCACGAGGGUUUAUCCCAAGGAAGUGCAAUUAUACGACUCUUCAUUUACCUAUGUUGAGCCAAUUGUGGCCAGGUCAAGUACAUGUGCAAGUAACAUAUUAUGAUUUAGCAAGAUGAGAUAUGGAUCAUGUAUAAGGAUACCAAGUAAGAGUACUUUGGUCUCAUAGUCAAUUACAUAGUAAUUAGGGCUCCCCAUGCUAUUACUCCGUUAUGAUAUGUUAUGUCACACCCCUGAUGUGAUGUUGACCGUUGAUUCAUCAUGAGAUAUGACCACACCUAGAGUGGUGUCGAGUCCGAUAUGACUACACCCAGAGUGGUGUCAGGUCCGAUAUGACUACACCGGCAGUGGUGGGUCCGAUAUGACCACAUCCACGAGAUGUUUGGUCCGUAUGCCCGGGAGAGUAACUAGCAUGGGAGUAGCUAGGCGCCUAUGAUUAAAACAUGAUAAGAUGCAUAUGCAUAAGUCAAGGUGGUUGAGUCUUUUGCCUAUUGGGAUAUGAGGAUGGCUGAGGUCCGAUCCUAGUGUUUUGGCUUGAUUGUUAGAUGUAUGAUAGGGGUAUGCUCUGUUAUGAACUCACGAUGCUAUGAUUAUCUCACUCCGCUAUGAGCUGACCCUCUUUUAUUCUUCUUCUCUGCUUAUGCUAUGUGUAAGCAGAUCAUCAGCAGCAGCAGUAGAUAAGUGUUAGGUGGGAGAGGAGCUAGAGUUGAAGCCAUGAUGAGGGAUGGUCUUCAACUAUUCUGUGCUUGGAUGACUACUCGGGAUUUUGGCCAGUGAUCCACACCUUUUUGAAAAAAAUGUUUUGAGAACGUUUUUCAUGUGCAUACUAGCUUCUGAUGUAGUGUGAGAUCUCGACAGGUGUGGAAAGUUUAUGAUAUGUGUAUAUGUUGUGUAACUGUGUAAGUUGGGACGAUUAUGGAGUAUGAAAAGUGUGACUAUGGCUAAGAAAAGCCAAUGCAUAUGGUUGUGAGUAUAUAUGUUUGUGAUGAAUUAUUUUGCAGGUUUUAGUUACAAGAACUGUUAGCCCAUUAUGCGAGUAAUUCAUGUCGAAAUUUUAUUUUGGUAAAUAUUGAUGAUUAAUGUAACACCCGAGAUCAUUUCCGCUGCAAUUGUAUGAACAAUAUGAUUAGGUAAUACGUAUAGGGUAGGGUGUUAGAGUUUGGUAUCAGAGCCCGGUUCCCUCUUUUUGUUGUUAUGAUGUACUAUGCCCAAAGGGAGGUUAAACACUCCUAAGGAGGGGAGUACCCCAUAAUAACUUAAACUGGGAAUUGAGUUUGACAUGAUUAUGUGUAUUGGUAUGUUGGAUGAAAUUAUCUGCAUCAUGGUUUCAAAAUUUAGUUUUGAACUUAUUGUUUUCAAGUAAUUAUUUUGGGAAAAUUUUGUUUUAACCAAGUGAGAGAUUUGGUGAAGAAUGAAUUUUGUGUGGAUCAAUCUAAGGCCAAUAUUUCAUUAUAGCUAGCACGGAAGUUGUGAAAAUAUUCCUACUAACCAGCCGAGAGGAGUGGGGGCGGUUGAUGCAAGACCGCCAGUAUUAGACUAUGCAAAGAUGAAGAGUUUGGGUGGUAGGGACUUCAAGGGAGAUGUGAGCCCAGAUGCUGUAGUAGAGUGGUUGAGAGAGAUGGAAGAUGUGUUUGAGUAUCUUUCUGCGACCCCAGAGGAAAAAGUACAAUAUGUUGUUUUUCUCCUAAAGGGGUACGCGAGGAGCUGGUGGUCCUCAGUCUCUAGAGUUAAUGGUGAACGAGUUCAGUUCACCUGGGAGGAAUUCUUGAAGGCCUUUAAGACAGAGUUCCUUCCCGAAGCUUUUAUCAGGGCAAGAAUAAUGAAUUCGCCAACCUUAAGCAGGAGAACAUGACAGUUACUGAGUACACUAUCAAGUUUGUUCGACUACUCUACUUUGAAGAUGGGUUGGCGGAUACUGAGUAUAGAAAAAGAUGAGAUACUUACAUGGUCUGUGCAUAGGAUUGAAAGAAAAGAUCCACAAGGUUGAUGAAGAGAGUAUGGCCACUAUCAAGGAGGCAACACUUAAGUAUGAAGCCUAUGAAGUUGAGGGUAGAGAGGAAAAUAAGGCCAAAGAAGAGGAGAAGAAGAGGAAGUUUGGAGUGAGUUAUUCUGGACCUCGUUACCCAUCCAAGAGAGGUCCCAGAAGUUUUGGGAGAACACCGAGUCAAUCUAUGUCAGGAACAUCAUACAAGGCACCAGUUUCCUCAGCCACACCUGCUCCAGUUUGUCAAGUUUGUCAGAAAAGACACUUUGGAGAGUGUUGGAGGUUUUCUGGAGUAUGCUUUCAAUGCGGCCAGUCGAGUCACAUUAUGAGGAACUGUCCUUAUAGGGGAGGAGGAAGACCUACUCAGUCCGAACCUUUAGUGCAAUUUAGUUGAGCCCCAACUAGAGGUGGUUACUAGGGAGGCCGUAGUGGAUUUCAGAGUGGUCGUGGUGGUUUACAGGGUGGUAGAGGUGGUGGUCGAAAUCAGCCAUUAGGAAGUGGUACACAGGGUACCAGAGCACAGCGAGCACCGAGGGUUUAUGCAAUGACUCGAGGUGAAGCAGAAGUGGCACCAGAAGUUGUGGCUAGUAUGCUUUCUAUCCUUGGCAAGCAAUUAUAUGCUUUGAUCGAUAGGGUUCCUCUCACUCAUUCAUGUUAUAUACGUUUGCACAUAUGCUAUGCUUAUUUCCACAUAAGCUAGGUUAUACCGUAUGUGUUAAAACACCUGUGGGAGAUACCUUGAAGGUAGACUCAGUUAUUAGAAGUUCCUUCAUUUGUGUGGAAGGAGCUUUCCUAGCAGCAUAUUUAAUUCUGCUACCUUUUGAUGAAUUUGAUGUCAUCCUUGGAAUGGACUUUCUGGCAACACAUGGAGCUGUUGUGGAUUGUCAAAAGAAAAAAGUGUAUUCAAC
This is a messenger RNA of Linum trigynum, 3456 nucleotides long. NCBI's taxonomy places the organism in Eukaryota, Viridiplantae, Streptophyta, Magnoliopsida, Malpighiales, Linaceae. The record is from the annotation of a GenBank genome assembly.